Molecule: messenger RNA, 2052 nt
Organism: Myotis davidii
Lineage: Eukaryota; Metazoa; Chordata; Mammalia; Chiroptera; Vespertilionidae
Gene: SPRY4
Product: sprouty RTK signaling antagonist 4
Exons: 2
Coding region: 238-1137 (299 amino acids)
Biological process (GO): negative regulation of fibroblast growth factor receptor signaling pathway; negative regulation of Ras protein signal transduction; negative regulation of MAP kinase activity
Cellular component (GO): cytosol; membrane
Source: RefSeq, a predicted model, not a curated record
CAGGCAGUGGUUGCAACAUCGCCGCGGAGGCUGCGAGAGAAGCUGACAGCGCGGAGCUGGCGCUGCCGAGCGCAGGAAGCCGUGCCGGUUCCUUCAGCCGGCGUCUGCGAGGACAGUGGCUUCUGACCCGCUCGGGUUAGGGGAUUUGCACAGACGUGAAGCAAUGCUUGUGAUUCUGCGGCUCCUCAAAGGCCCCUAGAAGCCUGUUUCUCAGUGCUGUCCAGGACCUCCAGCCCCAUGGAGCCCCCGAUCCCACAGACCGCCCCCUUGACUCCCAGCUCAGUCAUGGUCCAGCCCCUUCUCGACAGCCGCGUGCCCCACAGCCGGCUCCAGCACCCACUCACCAUCCUCCCCAUCGACCAGAUGAAGACCAGCCACGUGGAGAACGACUACAUCGACAAUCCUGGCCUGGCGCCCCCCACCGGCCCCAAGCGGACCCGGGGUGGCGCCCCGGAGCCGGCCUCCACGCCUGCCCGCUGUGACCAGGACGUCACCCACCACUGGAUCUCCUUCAGUGGCCGCCCCAGCUCCGUGAGCAGCAGCAGCAGCACGUCCUCCGACCAGAGGCUCUUAGACCACAUGGCGCCGCCCCCCGUGGCUGACCAGGCCUCCCCGAGGGCUGUGCGCAUCCAGCCCAAGGCCAUCCACUGCAAGCCGCUGGACCUCAAGGGGCCCGCAGCGCCCCCCGAGCUGGACAAGCACUUCCUGCUGUGCGAGGCCUGCGGGAAGUGCAAGUGCAAGGAGUGCGCGGCGCCCCGGACGUUGCCCUCGUGCUGGGUCUGCAACCAGGAGUGCCUGUGCUCCGCCCAGACCCUGGUCAACUACGGCACCUGCAUGUGCCUGGUGCAAGGGGUCUUCUACCACUGCACCAACGAGGACGAUGAGGGCUCCUGCGCCGACCACCCCUGCUCCUGCUCCCGCUCCAACUGCUGCGCCCGCUGGUCCUUCAUGGGCGCCCUCUCCCUGGUGCUGCCCUGCCUGCUCUGCUACCUGCCCGCCACCGGCUGCGUGAAGCUGGCCCAGCGCGGCUACGACCGCUUGCGCCGCCCCGGCUGCCGCUGCAAGCACACGAACAGCGUCAUCUGCAAGGCGGCCGCUGGCGAAGCCCAGGCCAGCAGACCCGACAAGCCUUUCUGACAUUUGGGUCAAAGCCCCACGCGCUCCCCUGGGAACUGGGUUCCCUCCUGACACCUGAGAAGACUGCAGCGAGGCCAGAGGUUCUGGCAUCAGAGGUGACCUUGCCAGGCUGCCACCCCAGCUUCGGAAGAAACAGAGACUCCCCCCCUCACCCACUGUCUUCCCCAAGAGGAAGCAGCAGCACUGUGGGUUUUCUGCGGGUCCUGGAACUUGGUGUGAAACAGACAGCGGCAGGGGCAUGGUGUGCUUCGGGGUGGUGGGGGGAAGGUUCUUCUUUUCCAGAAGACAGAUGUGGCCACACAGCCGGAAGUUGCAGCUGCUUGACUGCCUUCCCAGCUCUCCCGCCUCCUUCCCUGCCUCCCCCCUUUCCCAUUCUUUUUAGCUGCCUGGGAGGAACCCGUAACAGAGUGGCCAAGGGACCUUUGAAGACAACCGUGCAGUCUUGAUGGCUGUAUCUUUUCUCCUCCCCGACCCCACGGCUUGCCUGACAUCCUGGGGAAGGUGUGGACCCUGGCUGGCAGUCCCUGUUGUAUAUACUUGGGAGCCCUCGACAAGAGAGGUCGGCCAGCGAGUCCAGGCCUCGCUCCCUCUCUCUGUCUCCCGGAGCCUCGGAUGGAUUCAGGAGCCACUACACAGAGCACCUCUCCCUUCCAACUCCAUCCCUCGUGGGGUUGUUGCGCUCUUAACACCGUCCUGCGUUUCUCACUGGGUCACAGACUCGCCUGCCUGCUUCUUGUCCUGAGUUCUCUCCACCCAGAUCCUUCCCAGAAACUUGAUGGGUCGAGAAGCCCAGUGCGGCGAAUGCAAGACCAAAUACCAUUUUGCCAAUGAGUCUGAGGCUGUGGUCUCUAGACCCGGUCAUUGUGUUUUUAUAGAGUCAUUAAACCAGAUGCUAACGGUGUUUUAGAAAAUAAU